AUCAACAUUGUAGUGUCAAAAACAUCAUCUGCCCUCUCUCCCAUCUUUCAAUUCCACUCUACUGCUGUCAUGAAUUUCUUCACUGCUGACUCCCUGUUCUGUGUGCACCCUACCCUCACCCUCCAUCACCAUGCACUAAUCAAUACCACCAGCCUUCACAGCUGCACCCUCACCCCCAGCCACAUGCUAGCCCUCUUCAAAUACAAAUUGCAAGGGUUCCAUUUCAUACAUGCAAAGAAACCCUCCAUGCACCCUUUGUUUGCAGAAGUUGAGUAA
This is a messenger RNA of Pisolithus orientalis, 276 nucleotides long. RefSeq lists its product as uncharacterized. The transcript has a single exon. NCBI's taxonomy places the organism in Eukaryota, Fungi, Basidiomycota, Agaricomycetes, Boletales, Pisolithaceae. The annotation marks the transcript as partial. The record is from RefSeq and is a predicted model, not a curated record.